UGCAGGCGUCAUCUUUUUUCCUUCCCUCUGAAAGUGGCGCUUCAUUCAGGAGAUGGAGAAGACAGAUUUCAACACAGUGCUAAUUCCCUGUAUAAACCAGCAUCUCCUCAAGAAGAGGAGCCUUUGCUGGAAGAGCUGCCAGGGAACAGAUACAGUAGGCCAAAACCUAGUGAUCGCUUCAACAUUGCCUACAUUAUUUUCUUCAUCCUGGGCACUGGCUCUCUGCUGCCUUGGAACUUUUUCAUUACGGCAAAACAAUACUGGAUGUACAAACUGCAGAACUGCUCAGCCCAGGCGGCGGAGGGGCAGGGAAUCUCUGAUCUCCGUGACUUUUUUGAAAGUUACAUUUCCAUUGCUUCAACUGUGCCUUCAGUACUUUGCCUGAUUGGAAACUUCCUGCUAGUCAACAGGGUGUCUGCUACUGUCCGCAUUCUCUCUUCCUUGGCUGUCAUGCUGACUGUGUUCUUGGUGAUCACCGUGCUGGUAAAAGUGGACACUUCUACCUGGACAGAGUUUUUUUUUGCCAUAACCAUAAUUUGUGUGGUUAUUAUCAGCGCUGCCUCAACCAUCUUCACGAGCAGCCUCUUUGGCCUGAGUGGUUGCUUCCCCAUGAAGAAUUCACAGGCCUUGAUAUCAGGCCAGGCCAUGGGAGGGACAGUCUGUGCUGUGGUAUCAAUAGUGGACCUGGCAGCUGCAGCUGAUGUUACAGACAGUGCCUUGGUCUUCUUUGUGACAGCAGAUGUCUUUAUCUUGGUCUGCAUUUUGAUGUACUUGAUUCUUCCCACAUUGGAAUACUCCAGAUACUACAUGACAAUCCAGACGGAUAGCACAUACUCACCUAGUAUAUUUCCCAACAGCUCUUUAAGGGAAGAGAAUGAGUCCCAAAGUAUCAACAGCUCAUUUCCAACAAAAAGAGCCAGAGACAAAAACAGCCCUCCUUUGCGUCUCAUCCUGAAGAAGACUGCUGUCCUGGGAUUCUGUCUCUUCUAUGUUUUUUUCAUCUCUAUCGUCAUAUUCCCUUCUGUCUCCUCCAACAUAGAGUCUGUCAAUAAGGACUCAGGGAGCUUGUGGACCAAUAAGUACUUCAUACCUCUUACCAGUUUCCUUUUGUAUAAUUUUGCUGACUGGUGUGGACGACAAAUCACUGCCUGGAUCCAGGCCCCUGGCCCAAAGAGCAAACUACUGCCUAUUCUGGUUUUCCUGAGGACCUUCUUACUCCCCCUAUUCAUACUAUGCAACUAUCAGCCUCGGACACAUUUCAAAACAGUGUUCUUCAAGACUGAUGUCUACCCAGCUGUCUUCAUUACACUUUUAGGACUCAGCAAUGGUUACUUAGGUACUUUAGCUAUCAUUUAUGGCCCAAAGAUCAUGCCGAAAGAGUUGGCAGAGGCAACGGGUGUGGUGAUGACAUUUUACUUAAUGUUAGGGCUGGCAAUGGGAUCUGCCUUCUCAGCUCUUGUUGUCCAUCUCAUAUAAAAGAGUAGUGGCAGGAUGAACAGUCCCCAUUCUCUUUGUGUAGUUGUCUUUGGAAAUUUCCAAAGGGCAGAAUAUAGCUGUUUGACAAGUCCUACGUGCCUCAAGAAGGCAGGCACUCUGACAAGUGUUAAAGAAAAGCCUUUAAAAAAACACCAGCCGCACAAGACUUUGGAACUUAGUUGUGCAUUUCCAUUUGCAGUGGGCUGCUGGGGUCCUGCUGCUCU
Molecule: messenger RNA, 1700 nt
Organism: Gavialis gangeticus (Gharial)
Lineage: Eukaryota; Metazoa; Chordata; Crocodylia; Gavialidae
Gene: SLC29A3
Product: solute carrier family 29 member 3
Exons: 5
Biological process (GO): nucleoside transmembrane transport
Cellular component (GO): Golgi apparatus; plasma membrane
Molecular function (GO): nucleoside transmembrane transporter activity
Source: RefSeq, a predicted model, not a curated record